Poecilia reticulata (guppy) is the source of this 2821-nucleotide messenger RNA. Its product is annotated as protein lifeguard 3. The record is from RefSeq and is a predicted model, not a curated record. Gene Ontology annotation, biological process: negative regulation of apoptotic signaling pathway. Gene Ontology annotation, cellular component: Golgi apparatus; endoplasmic reticulum; membrane. NCBI's taxonomy places the organism in Eukaryota, Metazoa, Chordata, Actinopteri, Cyprinodontiformes, Poeciliidae.
UCCGGACUCCACCCAUCAGCCGUCCUCGCUCCACAGUUCGUGGAAAACCUUGUCGCUGUUGCUACACAUCGGCCCGACUGCUUCUGUCUCGAGGGCUCAAAAGCGACCAGUCUCUUCUGUAAAAGGACCGGAAGUGAUCACCUCGAGGGAGAUAACUGUGGGAAAAUAAGAAGCAGCUGGACGCUUCAUAAUUCGGCGGCAUGUCCAGGUCAGACUACCCUCCAGGGUACGAGAACUCCCAUGGUCCAAUGUACCCACCUCAGGGCGGGGGCUACCCGCCUCCACCUUCUUAUGGCUUCCCCUCCUAUGGUGGUCCUCAGCCAGGUCAGCCUUUCGCUCCCUAUCCAAGCGACCCAAAUGCCCCUCUGUUCCCGGGCCAGCCAGCGGGGUAUCCUGCCGCUCCGUACCCAGGACAGCCUCACCCUGCAGGACCUCCAGGAUCGGGCUACCCUGCCCCACCACCAAUGCCUCCAGUCAUGCCCCCCAUCAUCCCAUCAGGGGUUCUGAGCUCAGACGAGGAGUUCGCGGCGAGCGGCAGCAGCUGGGACGACAUGAGCAUUCGGCAUGCCUUCAUCAGAAAGGUUUACAUGAUCCUGGCCUCCCAGCUCCUCCUCACCACAGCCAUUGUUGCCAUAUUCACCUUCGUUUCACCGGUCCGAGAUUUUGUACGGAAAAACCAGGCUGUGUACUGGGCGUCAUAUGCUGUAUAUUUCAUCACCCACCUUGUGUUGGUUUGCUGUAAAGGCCCACGGAGGAAGUUCCCAUGGAACAUUAUUCUGCUGCUGAUCUUUACUCUGGCUCUGUCUUACAUGACUGGAACAAUCUCGAGUUACUACGACACAAAAGCUGUGUUUCUGGCUCUCGGGAUCACUGCUGUUGUGUGCAUCUCUGUCACAGUCUUCUGUUUCCAGACAAAGGUGGAUUUCACAAAGUGCCAGGGCCUCUUCUGUGUCCUCGGGAUUGUCAUGUUUGUGACCGGCAUCAUCACAGCCAUUGUGCUUUCCUUCAAAUAUAUGUAUUGGCUUCACAUGCUGUAUGCGGCGAUAGGAGCCGUAGUGUUCACUCUGUUCCUGGCAUAUCACACUCAGCUCCUGAUAGGAAACAGGAAGCACUCCAUCAGUCCGGAAGAGUACGUCUUCGCCGCCCUGUCCAUCUACGUGGACAUCGUCCAGAUCUUCCUGUUCCUGCUGCAGAUUAUCGGAUCCGUCACCAAAUGAUGGGUCCGUCAUGGAUCCGGGUGCUGGACACCAAAUGUUCAGUACCCGUUUUGGAUGGGUGCUGGAAAGCAAUACGUUGCUUUUUUUUCCUCUGUUACAACUUUUACUUUUUUUUUUUUACUAAACUAUAAAAAUAUAUAGCAUUUAUUAAGCUAUUGAACCAAUGCAGGGAAAGAAUCAAGUGGCUCAAUCAGAUUUUUGUUACCAUGUAGGGAGCUAUGAAAACUACUUUUAUACUUGUAAUGUACAUAUUUAUACUAUGCAUUCAUCAUCUAGUGAUGAUAAACACCCGUUUAAAUGCCACAUUUAUAUCACCUAUAGCAUUACAGAUCUAUUUUAAAACUUUUCCUACCUUGUUAAUGCGCCACAUGUCGAGAGUUCAGUUGGAAAACAAAAAAAUAUUUAAAAAUGAGAAAACAUAACGUAACUGCCAUCAUAUUUCAGUGUUUUCUACAGAUCUCUUACAUGUUCUCUAGAUCUAUCCUGAGAUGAAGUUUAUAAAGAGUUUACGGAGGCACUAGCCCAGGGCUCCAGUUUUUGAGGGCGCCUCCCAAUUUAUUUUUUAAAUGGAUGUUUUGCAAACCUCAUACGUUAUAUAAAACUCGUUGGCACAGAUUAGGUGACUUGUAUUAAUAUUGUGGGGUUUCUAUGAGUAUAAUCAAUAUUCACGUCUUGGAUAAGUCGAUUUGUUUGGGAACAAUGUUUAAUUAUUGACUUUGUGACGUAUUGAGCUUACAAUGCAUCAGUUAAUACAUUCGUAUUGAUACUGUAAUUUGCGUUGGUAAUUUUUUUUUCUUAAUGGAGGGGAAACCAAAGGGUCCCCAACCCAGGGGCCCUCGGACAUCCGGCCCUGGAUACAUCAAAUGCUCAAAAAUAGAUUCCUCAUCUUCAGCUUCCUAGGCAACCUGAAGGUUUGAAUUGUUCAUAAUUCCACCUUAACAAAAACCUCAUUUCCAUCUGAAGAAAAGCAUCCUGAGAACAUAAUGCUGCCACCACUGUGGGAGUGUUCUUUUGAAUUGUGACCAAAGGUUAAUUUUUCUUUCAUUUAUACAGCCUUGGAUUGGAGUUUCCUCAUUGGGCGUUUUGUUUUCCAGUUGAAUCUCACUGGGUAUGUCGCAUGARAGGUGGGAAAAAAGAUGUGGAAAUAAUAGCUCAUAUUUUUCUGUCACAACUUGGCAUUUUAACAGGGGUGUGUUCACAUGAUAUUCACUGUAGAUAGCUGCUGUCUUUUUUUUUUUUCUUUUUUUUUGGAACAACUUACUGACCUGAAUAUAAGCAAAACCCAUGGCAGUUUUUUUUUCUUAAACUACUUCAUUAUGUAAGAUGUCCUGUUGUGACGCCAUCAGAUCAGGUCUCCUCCCUGAGCCAGCWGGGUGGAGUCUCCCCUCAAACAACCAGUGAAAUGUUUCAGCUGGUGAAAAAAACCAACUCAUUUUCCUGACCGCACCCAGCUGCUGCUCCAGACCAGAGCUGCAUGUAGUCCUUUUAUUAAAGCAACGGUAUCAAACACUCAGCAUGUAAAGAUCACACAGUCGGURUAAAUACACAUCGCUCCUGAAGAUAAUGUGUUUGCAUUUUCAUAUGAAAUAAACUGUUUAUGUUUA